AUGUGCAAGUUAAUGGCCUUUACCCACCGCCUGGCAUAUACGAGUUUAUACCUCCACGGUAGACAUUUUUGUCUGGACUUGACGUUUAUAAGAGCAGCAUCUCACCCGCUUCAGAUUCGCAAUGACGGCGUCAACAGGCAGAGUUUGAUGGCGAUGAUCCUGCAAAAGCAGCAGGUAGACGUUGAUCGAGAGAUGACAAACCAUCAUCGCCAGAGGGAUCACCCCCGAUCUGUUCUCAAUGUAUCCCUCUGCAACGACAAAUUCGCCACUCGAGAAGAGUCCAUGCAACGAACCUGUACGACGUCGUCCACGCGGCGUGGUAAAUAG
Molecule: messenger RNA, 327 nt
Organism: Neurospora hispaniola
Lineage: Eukaryota; Fungi; Ascomycota; Sordariomycetes; Sordariales; Sordariaceae
Exons: 3
Coding region: 1-327 (108 amino acids)
Source: RefSeq, a predicted model, not a curated record